CUGCAGCCUCCUGAGAUUCCCCCCUCCCACCCAGGCCGAGACCUGGGGGCUCUGGCCGGAUCCAUGGGGGCAGCAAGCUGCGAGGAUGAGGAGCUGGAAUUUAAGCUGGUGUUCGGGGAGGAAAAGGAGGCCCCCCCGCUGGGCGCGGGGGGGUCGGGGGAAGAACUGGACUCAGAGGACACCCCACCAUGCUGCCGUCUGGGCCUGGGGGAGCCCCCUCCCUAUGGCGCUGCCCCUAUUGGCAUCCCCCGGCCCCCACCCCCUCGGCCUGGCAUGCACUCCCCACCACCCCGCCCAGCCCCCUCACCUGGCACUUGGGAGAGCCAGCCAGCCCGGUCAGUGAGGCUGGGGGGGCCGGGAGGGGGCUCCGGUGGGGCUGGGGGAGGCCGUGUUCUUGAGUGUCCCAGCAUCCGCAUCACCUCUAUCUCUCCCACUCCUGACCCGCCAGCUGUGCUGGAGGACAACCCAGAUGCCUGGGGGGAAGGCUCCCCCAGGGAUUACCCCCCACCAGAAGGCUUUGGAGGCUACCGAGAGGCAGGGGGCCAGGGUGGGGGCCCCUUCUUCAGCCCGAGCCCUGGCAGCAGCAGCCUGUCUUCCUGGAGCUUCUUCUCAGAUGCCUCCGAUGAGGCAGCCUUGUAUGCAGCCUGUGACGAGGUGGAGUCUGAGCUAAAUGAGGCAGCCUCCCGCUUUGGCCUGGGCUCCCCACUGCCCUCACCUCGGGCUUCCCCUAGGCCGUGGACCCCUGAUGACCCCUGGAGCCUGUAUGGUCCGAGCCCUGGAGGCCGGGGUCCAGAGGAUAGCUGGCUACUCCUCAGCGCUCCUGGGCCCACCCCAGCUUCCCCACGACCUGCCUCUCCAUGUGGCAAGCGGCGCUAUUCCAGCUCGGGAACCCCAUCUUCAGCCUCCCCAGCUCUGUCCCGCCGAGGCAGCCUAGGGGAGGAGGGUCCUGAGCCACCUCCAGCACCCCCAUUGCCUCUGGUCCGGGACCCGGGCUCCCCUGGCCCCUUUGACUACGUGGGGGCCCCACCAGCCGAGAGCAUCCCCCAGAAGACCCGGAGGACUUCCAGCGAGCAGGCGGUGGCCCUGCCUCGGUCUGAGGAGCCUGCCCCAUGCAAUGGGAAGCUGCCUUCGGGAGUAGAGGAGGCCGGGGCUCCUCCCAGUGGUCCUCGGAAGGAGGUUGCUGGCAUGGACUACCUGGCAGUGCCUUCCCCACUGGCUUGGUCCAAGGCCCGGACUGGGGGACACAGCCCCAUCUUCAGGACCUCUGCCCUCCCCCCACUGGACUGGCCUCUGCCCAGCCAGUAUGAACAGCUGGAGCUGAGGAUCGAGGUGCAGCCCCGAGCCCACCACCGGGCCCACUAUGAGACAGAGGGAAGCCGGGGAGCUGUCAAAGCUGCCCCUGGUGGUCACCCCAUUGUCAAGCUCCUAGGCUACAGUGAGAAGCCACUGACCCUACAGAUGUUCAUCGGCACCGCAGAUGAGAGGAACCUGCGACCUCACGCUUUCUAUCAGGUGCACCGUAUCACAGGCAAGAUGGUGGCCACGGCCAGCUACGAAGCUGUAGUCAGUGGUACCAAGGUGUUGGAGAUGACCCUGCUUCCUGAGAACAACAUGGCAGCCAACAUUGACUGUGCCGGAAUCCUGAAGCUUCGGAAUUCAGACAUUGAGCUGCGGAAGGGUGAGACGGACAUCGGGCGCAAGAACACACGCGUGCGGCUGGUAUUCAGGGUACACGUGCCCCAAGGCAGCGGGAAGGUCAUCUCGGUGCAGACAGCAUCGGUGCCCAUCGAGUGCUCCCAGCGCUCAGCUCAGGAGCUGCCCCAGGUGGAGGCCUACAGCCCCAGUGCCUGCUCCGUGACGGGAGGGGAGGAACUAGUGCUGACUGGCUCCAACUUCCUGCCAGACUCCAAGGUGGUGUUCAUCGAGAGGGGCCCUGAUGGAAAGCUGCAAUGGGAGGAGGAGGCCACAGUGAACCGGUUGCAGAGCAAUGAGGUGACGCUGACCUUGACCAUCCCUGAGUACAGCAACAAGCGGGUGUCCCGGCCAGUCCAGGUCUACUUUUACGUCUCCAACGGGCGGAGGAAGCGCAGUCCUACCCAGAGUUUCAAGUUCCUGCCUGUGAUCUUCAAGGAGGAACCUCUACCGGACGCAUCUCUCCGGGGCUUCCCUUCAGCAUCGGGCCCCCACUUUGGCUCUGACAUGGACUUCUCACCACCCAGGCCCCCCUACCCCUCCUAUCCCCAUGAAGACCCUGCUUAUGAAACUCCUUACCUGUCAGAAGGUUUCAGCUAUGGCACGCCCCCUCUGUACCCCCAGACGGGGCCCCCACCAUCCUACACACCUGGCCCGCGGAUGUUCCCUGAGACUGGGGGUACCACAGGUUGUGCCCGCCCACCUCCAGUCUCAUUCCUUCCCCGGCCCUUCCCUAGUGACCCCUAUGGAGGACGGGGCUCCCCCUUUCCCCUGGGGCUGCCGUUCCCUCCUCCAGCCCCCUUCCGGCCUCCACUGCCUUCAUCCCCACCACUUGAAGGCCCCUUCACUCCCCAGAGCAGUGUUCACCCCCCACCUGCUGAGGGAUACAAUGAGGUAGGGCCAAGCUAUGGCCCUGGGGAGGGGGCUCCGGAGCAGGAGAAGUCCAGGGGUGGCUACGGCGGCAGCUUCCGAGACAGUGUCCCUAUCCAGGGUAUCACGCUGGAGGAAGUGAGUGAGAUCAUUGGCCGAGACCUGAGUGGCUUCCCUGCACCUCCUGGAGAAGAGCCUCCUGCCUGAACCAUCGCCUGGCCCCCACUCCCCCCUGCCCUGCCCACUUUCCCUUCCUCCUGGGAUGGUGGUUCCAGAGGCUUGGGGGCCAAUCUGGUUCCUCUUUCCCCAGUUUCUUGCCUGCUCUCCCCUGCCCUCCCUUCCCUCCCCUAGCUGAGGUGUGGCCCCUGGGGCCUGGU
Kogia breviceps (pygmy sperm whale) is the source of this 2939-nucleotide messenger RNA. RefSeq names its product nuclear factor of activated T cells 4 (gene NFATC4). Gene Ontology annotation, molecular function: DNA-binding transcription factor activity, RNA polymerase II-specific; RNA polymerase II cis-regulatory region sequence-specific DNA binding; transcription factor binding. Gene Ontology annotation, cellular component: transcription regulator complex. NCBI's taxonomy places the organism in Eukaryota, Metazoa, Chordata, Mammalia, Artiodactyla, Physeteridae. The record is from RefSeq and is a predicted model, not a curated record. Gene Ontology annotation, biological process: regulation of transcription by RNA polymerase II; cytokine production; calcineurin-NFAT signaling cascade.